This is a messenger RNA of Cucurbita moschata (crookneck pumpkin), 698 nucleotides long. RefSeq names its product heavy metal-associated isoprenylated plant protein 39-like. The transcript has 3 exons. The record is from RefSeq and is a predicted model, not a curated record. Lineage: Eukaryota; Viridiplantae; Streptophyta; Magnoliopsida; Cucurbitales; Cucurbitaceae. The coding region runs from base 113 to 430 and encodes 105 amino acids. Gene Ontology annotation, molecular function: metal ion binding.
UGAAAUCGCGGUGUUAGAUAGCGACUUUCCCUUUCUUUUUUAUUUUUUAUUUUUUAUAAACCUUUUUCUCUCUUCAUUCUCUUUCACAUUUCAUUUUUUGCUCAUCACCCAAAUGGCUCAGAAAGUUGUGCUGAAGGUGAUGACCAUGACUGACGACAAGACGAAGCAGAAGGCAAUCGAAGCUGCUGCCGACAUCUACGGUGUCGAUUCGAUCGCGGCGGAUCUGAAGGAUCAGAAACUGACGGUGAUAGGAUCGAUGGAUGCGGUGGCGAUUGUGAAGAAAUUGAAGAAAGUAGGUAAAGUGGACUUGAUAUCAGUCGGACCUGCAAAGGAAGAGAAGAAAGAGGAGAAGAAAGAGGAGAAGAAGGAAGAGAAAAAAGAGGAGAAAAAAGAGGAGAAAAAGGAAGAGAAAAAGGAAGAAAAAAAGUGAAAAAGUACAAUUCCUUUCCCCCUUCUUUCAAUUUUGAUUUUCCAUACAUUUAACGAAUUUUAAUUCAAAUAAGUUCUUCUCAAUUCAUAUCAAAAUUACAUGAAGAACAAACCUCUGUACCUACUUAAUUUUUGUUUUCAUAAUCCCUUUCAAAUUCAUGCGCUGAUUCACUCAUAAUGCAGCCAUUUGUAUUUCCAACUUACGAACACAACAGACAAUUUUCCCUAAUUGGUAUCUAAAAUUUAUGUAACAGAUCGACAUAUUUUGU